AUGAGGUACCAUAUGGAAGAAACUAAUCCUGCAGAUACUCCGUUGGAUCAACAUCAGGCAUUAAGCAAAGAAAUGGCACCGAAGACAGUUGAAGAAAUAGCCGACAUGAAGACCUUAUCAAGAAGCUGCACCGAAAACUUCAAAUUGGAGUACAGCAGCGAUGGAAACGUAAGCCUAGAGGGAUUCAACAAUUCAGAUUGGGCAAAUGACCAAGACCAGCGGCGUUCAGUUUCAGGCACACUUUUCAGAUUACAAGGAAGCGCUAUAUCUUGGCAAAGUAAACUUCAGAAGACUGCUGCCCUAUCAACGACUGAAGCGGAAUAUACAGGCUUCGCAAAUCUAUAUCAUUUUAAGACAUUAAUAAAUCAAAUUAUUAAGGGAAACAAAACGGUUUCGAAAACACAAGUUUCACGAUUAAGAAGAUUCCAAGCUCUAUUUGUGAAGAACAAAAUCCAAGUGACUCGUGAUUACUCAGGGCUAAAUCUUGCGAUAUCAAUACCGAUAUUAAUAUGGGCUACAGCACUUUUGGUAAUUGGUAGUGAUCCAACGAACUUGAAGAUCGGGAUUGUUAACGAUGAAGCUGGCAAUUGCGACGGCAGUAACUUUGGCAAUAUUUGGAAUGAUGAAAUCAGCUGCCACUUCAGCAACCUCAGUUGUAGAUUCCUGAACAAUUUUGACGACUCCAUUGCGACACAGAAGUACUAUAACAAUAUUUCAGAGGCGAAAUAUGAUAUUCAAAGAGGAGAACUUCAUGGUAUAAUAUAUUUUCAUCAAAAUUUUUCUGAAGCUCUAAAAAUACGAGUGGAACAUGUUACUUUCGCGAAGGAUUCCGAUCUUCUUGUUAGUCAGAUUCAAGUUUUCCGUGAUAUGGGCGAAGUACCAAUAGGACUUUUUCUAGAGAAGAAUCUAUUUGAAUGGUUUUUGGACGUUUUCAAGACUAUCAUGAGUGACUGUAAAUAUUUGCCAAAAUUAGCCACUCCGCCGAUACGAUUUGAAGAUCCUAUAUAUGGUACUACUGAUUUAAAGUAUAUAGACUUCGCGAUACCAUCACUUCUAUCAAUAAUAGCCUUCAUUUUGGGCAAUACAGUCUCUUCCAUCUUGAUAAUCACAGAUCGAGAGGAGGGUGUCUGGAAUCGAAGCUUAGUCCAAGGGGUCAAACUAGAAGAAAUUAUUCUGUCUCACAUUGUUGUUGAGAGCAUCAUCACAAUUAUCCAUACCAUUACGGCAAUACUCAUAGUCUUCCCUGUAUGGGGUUUGGAAUGUAAAGGAUCGAUAUUCGUUAUAAUCUUCCUUCUCUUUCUCAUCGAGUUUUGUGGAAUGAUGUGUGGUUUUGUUAUAUCUACCUAUUGCACAACUUUUUUCGCGGCCGUAUUCAUUUCAACCGGAAGUUUAUUACCGACGGUAAUAAUGACUGGAUGUUUUUGGCCAACAGAGGGAAUGCCGACAGGGCUUGACUGGAUUAGCCACGUAUGGCCAACUACAUUGCCCUCCCAAUCUUUCAGGGGAAUCAUUUACAAAAAUUCUUCCAUUUCUGAUUCUGAAGAUUAUAUUGGUUUUAUAACAACAUUAGGGUGGACAGUGCUAUUCUUUGUUGUAACUAUAUUUGGUAUGAAAUUGAAAUCGUAGUAAUAUUAGAAGUUUUUUGUCUACAUUAUAUAAAUACAGUCUUGAAUUGUCUACAAACUGCAGUAGAUAAAUGUACAGAGUGAGCCUCUGAAAGUCUUAUUGCUUUAUGUGGUCAAGGAAAUAUAUAAUUAUUCAUAUUGUUGCCAGUAUAUAAUUAGCAAAUGUAUUUAAUUUUAUAGUUAAAUUUUGUUUGAUACGUCCUGACUUCUGGUAUUUUAAAUCCUUGAAAAUGAACGCAAUCCGGUGGUCGAAACGUUGGAUGUAACCUAUUAAAUAAAUAAUUUACACCAUCUGCCACUUGGGUAGUUGGUCGUCUAAUAAUCCUCUCCCCUACACUUUAUAAUUAUUUUCUCCGUUUAAAUAGGUGUGUAAGAUAUCGUUUGCUUCAAACGAAUAAAAAUUCAUGAACUGAA
This is a messenger RNA of Vollenhovia emeryi, 2039 nucleotides long. RefSeq lists its product as uncharacterized. The transcript has 12 exons. Gene Ontology annotation, cellular component: plasma membrane. The record is from RefSeq and is a predicted model, not a curated record. Gene Ontology annotation, molecular function: ABC-type transporter activity. Gene Ontology annotation, biological process: transmembrane transport. Bases 1 to 1626 code for a protein of 541 amino acids. Lineage: Eukaryota; Metazoa; Arthropoda; Insecta; Hymenoptera; Formicidae.